Messenger RNA from Trichomycterus rosablanca, 1592 nucleotides. RefSeq names its product 2-oxoglutarate and iron-dependent oxygenase domain containing 2 (gene ogfod2). The transcript is spliced from 7 exons. Gene Ontology annotation, molecular function: oxidoreductase activity, acting on paired donors, with incorporation or reduction of molecular oxygen; L-ascorbic acid binding; iron ion binding. The record is from RefSeq and is a predicted model, not a curated record. Lineage: Eukaryota; Metazoa; Chordata; Actinopteri; Siluriformes; Trichomycteridae. The coding region runs from base 1 to 1023 and encodes 340 amino acids.
AUGCAGCAGUUCUUCACCUGCAGCUGUUAUUACACUGAUAAUAUUUUUCUGCCUCAGUAUAAACUGCAUGUCAGAUUCAUCACCGAACAGCAGUUUAAAAAUGACUAUCAACACAUCCUCAGGUCUCUGGGUUGCACCACUGACGCCCAGUACAAUUCUGUACUUGAAAAAGUCCAAGCUGAAGUGGAGAGACGACGGAAUCUGGCGGUUCAGUCGGCACAGAGGAAGGCGGUCAUCAAAGAGACGUACGAACCUCUCCAUCAGCACGUCUACCACCUACAGGAAUCCUUCCUAGCUCCUGAGUUUGUAGAAAUAGUGAAGUACUGCCGGACAGAAGGCGCCACCGAGGAGGGUCUGGUGGAACGCAUCACCACAGAGGCUGCUCCGAGGGUGUUCCGCCUCCCGGUCUUCACCAGGGAGUUCUGCAGGGAUCUGCUGGAAGAGCUGGAGCAUUUUGAAGAGUCCGGCGCGCCCAAGGGCCGUCCGAACACCAUGAACAACUACGGGAUCCUGCUGGACGAGCUGGGGUUCGACGAGGGUCUGAUCGCUCCUCUCAGGGAGCUGUACCUGAAGCCCGUGGCCUCCCUGCUGUACCCGGACUGCGGCGGGAAAUGGCUGGACAGUCACAAGGCCUUCGCCGUCAAGUACAAGCUGCAGGAGGACCUGGACCUGAGCUACCACUACGACAACGCCGAGGUCACGCUCAACGUGGCGCUGGGGAAGGACUUCACCGAGGGGAACCUGUACUUCGGGGACAUGAGACAGGUACCCAUCUACGAGACCGAGUGUUCCGAGGUGGAGCACCGCGUCUCCGAGGGCGUCCUCCACCGCGGCCAGCACAUGCACGGCGCCCUGCCCAUCGCCUCAGGCUGCCGCUGGAACCUGAUCGUGUGGAUGCGGGCGUCACGGCAACGCAACCGGCUCUGCCCCAUGUGCUCCCGGGCGCCGCGGCUACAGCCCGGCCACGGCUACGGAGACGGGUUCACCGCCGCCGACGGCGACGCCCGCUGCGCCCUAACGUGAUGCGAAAGUAUGUGGACGCCUGGCGGUUAGCUAGAUUCCAAAACCACUUGGGCUCCCUGUGUUUGUGUCGUGUGCCCUGAUGUUUGACAGGGAGGGCUGGCUCCCAGUUGGCAUUCCAGUUCAUCCCAAAGCUGAUUUGUCACCAUCGCAUUUGAGAUGAACUGGUGGUGGUUGAACUGGCGAAGUCACAUAGAGUCACACCAGAACAAGAAGGGGCCUUCCCCAAACUGUUGGCCCAAAGUCAGGAUUGGGAUUUAGUAUGAAUUAGUAAGAACAGCUGAUUUCAAUCGUUAAAAUACUUGUUAGCGACAGGUGUGGCUAAAAAUUAUGAAUACAGUAGGAUUAGGAGGGGCGUCCACAUACUUUUGGUCACAUGGUCUACGUACGGACGUUUUUAUUAAGUCUGUACAGCAGAAACUCUAUCGCCAGGCCAGCCGUCGUCCUUUCUGACGAGAUUUAGCAUCUGGGGAACGUCUUUAAAGCACCCGGCUACGAACGGCACUGAAAUUUGGCAUGACCACGCCCACUUUUUAUUUUAAAAUAAAUAAAACUGGCAAUUUUUUGUCUUA